Molecule: messenger RNA, 657 nt
Organism: Monoraphidium neglectum
Lineage: Eukaryota; Viridiplantae; Chlorophyta; Chlorophyceae; Sphaeropleales; Selenastraceae
Product: carnitine/acylcarnitine carrier-like protein
Exons: 6
Coding region: 1-657 (218 amino acids)
Biological process (GO): mitochondrial L-ornithine transmembrane transport
Molecular function (GO): L-ornithine transmembrane transporter activity
Source: RefSeq, a predicted model, not a curated record
AUGCAGAGCCAAUCUGCGGCGCCCGCGGCGGCGCAGUUCCGAGGCCCCCUCGAUGCCGCGCGGCAGACGCUCGCCAAAGAGGGCCUGCGAGGCUUCUACAGGGGCAUGGCCGCGCCCUUUGCUACGGUGGCGCUGUUCAACGCCAUCCUGUUCUCAUCCCGGGGCCAGGCCCAGGCGCUGCUGGCGCACGAGGAUGGCAGCCCCUUGACGCUGUCAGACGAGCUGCUGUCGGCCCUCGCCGCCUCCGCGGCCGUGUCGCUGGUGGCCUGCCCGACCGAGCUGCUGAAGUGCCGGCUGCAGGCUCAGGGGGACAAGAAGGUGGCGGCGGCGCGGCUGGCGGCGGCGGGCGUCGACCCUGGAUCGGCGGCGCUGUACCGCGGGCCGCGUGACGUGGCACGGCACGUGCUGCGCAACGAGGGGGGCCUGCCGGGCUUGUUCAAGGGGCUGGGCGCUACGCUGCUACGGGAGUCCUUGGGCAACCUGGCAAUGUUUGGGGUCUACCACCUAUCCAAGGAGGCCAUCGCACACAGUAAGGGCGUCCCCACCAGCUCCCUCGGCUUCAGCGACAACCUGCUGGCUGGCGGGCUGGGAGGCACUGCGUUCUGGCUGGCCUGCUACCCGACUGACAUCGUCAAGUCAAAGCUGCAGGUGUCAUGA